AACUGAAUAAAUCGUCUUCACCAUUGAGAUUUGAGAAUUGAAAUCUCCGAUUUUGAACCAGUCAUAGUCAUGACCUAACCCUAAUGAAUCGUAUUCAUACGCGAAGGCCAAUUGCGAACUCCAUAACUCUUCUUCUUCAUCAUCAUCAACACACUUUCUCUUCCAAAUUUCAUCACUUUGAAUCCAACAACAGAUCUAAUGCAUUCUCCCAGCCUCAAGCAUCUAUCUUGGUUCCCGCCCAUAACUUGAAAACCUCGCCGCCAUCAUCAAUCCAUGUAAAAAAGUUUCAAUAUGAACAAUCUGAUGUGAUCUCAUCAAACAAGAUGAUUACAGAUUACAUUCGUUCAGGUAACAUGAAUUCAGCCUUAAUUAUAUUUAAUUCAAUGCCUGUAAGAAGUACGAUAACAUGGAAUUCAAUCUUAGCUGGUUAUUCAAAGAAAAUUGGAAAAGUUAGUGAAGCACGCCAACUGUUUGAUAAAAUACCUGAACCAGAUACAAUCUCUUUUAAUACAAUGUUAGCUUGUUAUUUACAAAAUUCCGACAUUGAAUCUGCUUGUGCUUUCUUUCAUUCGAUUCCUGUUAAAGAUAUUGUGUCAUGGAAUACACUCAUAUCGGGUUUAUCACAGAAUGGUAUGAUGAAUGAAGCUCGAAAAUUGUUUGAUUCUAUGCCGGUUAAGAAUAAUGUGUCGUGGAAUGCAAUGAUAUCGGGUUAUUCUGAAAUGGGUGAUCUUGAUUCGUCAAUGGAGUUUCUUAUUGCUGCUCCUGUUAAGACUGUGAUUGCUUUAACUGCUGUAAUGACUGGAUAUAUGAAGAUUGGUAAUCUGGAGUUAGCUGAGAAAACCUUUAAAGAGAUGCCAAUCAAGAAUUUAGUUACAUUGAAUGCCAUGAUUUCAGGUUAUGUUGAAAAUUGUCAAUCGGAGAAGGGUAUGAAGGUUUUUAAGUCGAUUCUCGAAUCGGGUUUGAAACCAAAUGCGUCGAGCUUGAGUAGUACUCUUCUCGGCUGCAGUAACUUAUCUGCUCUUCAAUUAGGUAAACAAGUUCAUCAGUUUACAAUCAAGUCAUUAUUGAAUCGCAAUACAACCGUGGCAACAUCCUUAAUCAGCAUGUAUUGUAAAUGCGGAGAUCUAGAGAUGGCGUCGAAAAUAUUUAUUGGAUUCCAUUCAAAAGAUGUGGUGACGUGGAAUGCGAUGAUUUCGGGAUAUGCCCAUCACGGUUUUGGCCAAAAGGCUCUUGAAUUAUUCGACGAAAUGAGAAUUCUUCGAGUAAGGCCUGAUUGGAUUACGCUGAUUGGAGUCUUAUCCGCUUGUAAUCAUUCAGGACUUAUCGAACGUGGGAUUAACUAUUUCGAUAAUAUGGGUAGAGACUAUGGGAUUGAAGUUAGGCCGGAUCAUUAUACUUGUAUGGUGGAUCUCCUUGGUCGAGCGGGUAAAUUGGACGAAGCUGUGGAUUUGAUAAAGCGAAUGCCUUUCAAACCGCAUAAUGCUAUAUUCGGGACCCUUUUAGGUGCUUGUAGGGUUCAUAAGAAUGCCAGGUUGGCAGAGUUUGCAGCUAGGGGGUUGAUUGAGUUAGAGCCGAGGAGUGGGGCUGGUUACGUCCAGCUGGCGAAUGUAUACGCUUCGACAAAGAGGUGGGACCGUGUGGUUGGAGUGAGGCAAAUGAUGAAGGAUAAUGGAGUUGUGAAAACAGCGGGGUUUAGUUGGGUUGAAGUGAAGAACGUUGUUCAUGAGUUUAGGUCGGGUGAUUUUGUUCAUAGCGAGAUGGGAUUGAUUCGCGAGAAGUUGAAGGAAUUGGGGGAUGGGAUUAGGUUGGCCGGUUAUAUUGCGAAUUUGGAAUGGGAUUUGCAUGAUGUUGGUGACGAGGAGAAGGGGGAAUUAUUGAUGAUGCAUAGCGAGAGGUUGGCGAUUGCUUUCGGGUUGAUGAAAUUGGGGGAUGGAAUUCCGAUUAGAGUUUUUAAGAACUUGAGGGUUUGUGGUGAUUGUCACGAGGCUACCAAGUUUAUAUCGAUUAUUGAAAAGAGGGAAAUUAUUGUUCGGGAUACUUCGAGGUUUCAUCAUUUCAAAAAUGGGAUUUGCUCCUGUGGUGAUUAUUGGUAAAAUGUGUAAUAAAAUACAAAUGUUACUAGUUUUUCGAAUAAUUGAAAACAUUUGAAAGUGUUUUUUUGUC
Messenger RNA from Impatiens glandulifera, 2163 nucleotides. Its product is annotated as pentatricopeptide repeat-containing protein At4g16835, mitochondrial. Bases 84 to 2093 code for a protein of 669 amino acids. Gene Ontology annotation, molecular function: protein binding; RNA binding; zinc ion binding. Lineage: Eukaryota; Viridiplantae; Streptophyta; Magnoliopsida; Ericales; Balsaminaceae. The record is from RefSeq and is a predicted model, not a curated record. Gene Ontology annotation, biological process: RNA modification. The transcript has a single exon.